UGACCUUCAACACACUCUUCCCUCCUUUUUUUCUUCUUUUCUUUCGCCUCUCAUUCCUCAACCUGACCCUCAUUUCAGAUUCGCAAUGUCCUCUGCACCUCGUCUCGUGAUCACCUCCAACAGAGUUCUGCGCUCGCCUGCCGCGCCUGCAGCGCCAGGAACCAUUGUCGUAGACAAGGCAACGGGAAAGAUCGUCGAAGUGCUCGAUACCAUCAAGAGCCGUGAGAAUUUUUCUCAGGAGCAGGUUCACCAGGGCGAUUUUAUUGAGGCUGGUGACAACGUUGUCAUGCCCGGAGUCGUUGACGCUCACGUCCAUAUCAACGAGCCUGGAAGAACUCAUUGGGAGGGGUUUGCCACCGCCACCAAGGCCGCUGCCGCCGGUGGUGUCACAACGUUGAUUGACAUGCCAUUGAACUCUAUCCCUCCAACAACUACCGUCGAAAAUCUUCACGUUAAGAGGGAUGCCGCCCGCGGACAAACCUACGUCGAUGUCGGCUUUUACGGAGGAGUGAUCCCCACUAACGUCAAUGAUCUUAUCCCUCUGGUCAAGGAGGGCGUCAAGGGUUUCAAGUGCUUCAUGAUCGAAUCUGGUGUUGAUGAGUUCCCCUGUGUGAAUGAGGAGGAGAUCAAGGCGGCGAUGGAGAAGUUCCAGGAAACGGAUUCUGUAUUCAUGUUCCACGCUGAGAUGGACUGUGGCGACAUGCCCAAUCCCGACGGCAUGGAUCCCAAAGCCUACAACACAUUCCUGCACCAGCGCCCUCAGGUCCUGGAGACGAAUGCUAUCCGGACGAUCAUUAAGUUGGCAAAGCAGUACCCCAAGGUCCGGUGCCACAUUGUGCAUCUGUCGGCGGCCGAUGCUCUGCCGAUGAUCCGGGAGGCGAAGAAGGAGGGAGUUCGUUUGACGGUCGAGACAUGCCCACAUUACUUGUCGCUGAACUCUGAGAUUGUUCCCGAGGGAGCAACGGAGUACAAGUGCUGCCCUCCGAUUCGUGAGGAUGAGAACAGGGAUAAGCUGUGGGAGGCAUUGAAAGAAGGAACGAUCGAUUAUGUGGUCUCGGAUCACUCGCCUUGCGUGGUUGAGUUGAAGCUGAUGGAUGCGGGUGACUUUGUUGGUGCUUGGGGUGGUAUUGGCGGCCUACAGUUUGGUAUCCCAGUUGUGUGGACGGAGGCUCGUCGCCGCGGAUGCACUAUCCAGGACUUGACCAAGUGGCAGAGCUACAACACAGCGCGCCAGGUCGGAUUGGGCGGUAUCAAGGGUUCGAUUAAGGCUGGAGCGGAUGCCGAUUUUGUGAUCUGGAACCCGGACGAGACGUUCGUGAUCACGAAGGAGAUUAUUGAGUUUAAGAAUAAGGUGACGCCGUAUAUGGGUCGCACAUUGCAUGGAGUUGUAAAGGAGACGUUUGUCCGUGGACAGAAGGUCUGGUCCCAGGGCAAGUUCACGUCGGAGGCUGCGCUCGGCAAGCUCCUCUUGUAAGAAAAAUACCAAGCAUGCAUACCAUUCUUAAAUAGACGAGUAAAACAAAAACGAAUUAUCGUC
This is a messenger RNA of Gamsiella multidivaricata, 1537 nucleotides long. Its product is annotated as allantoinase. The record is from RefSeq and is a predicted model, not a curated record. Gene Ontology annotation, molecular function: zinc ion binding; cobalt ion binding; allantoinase activity. Gene Ontology annotation, biological process: allantoin catabolic process; purine nucleobase catabolic process. Gene Ontology annotation, cellular component: cytoplasm. Lineage: Eukaryota; Fungi; Mortierellomycota; Mortierellomycetes; Mortierellales; Mortierellaceae. The transcript is spliced from 4 exons. The coding region runs from base 86 to 1474 and encodes 462 amino acids.